CGUUCAGCAAAUAUUUUGUAGUCUUGCGCUUGACUUGGCUUCUUUUCUUUUUUAUACUAUUUACCAUGUCAUCUACGUUUACGAGGGAGUUAGCAAUGUGGUCUCCAGCUAUGUCGGUUAGUCACACGUUCCAAGUAGGCGUAAUCCAUGCCACCGCCUCUUCCGUAUACCCUACGCCUUUGAACUAUUACCAUCAACCGGUCUUUCGCCCAACAUUUCCGGCCGUGUGCAUUGUAUGCGGUUUAGCCCACGACAAUGCACGCACCUAUACCACGGGCGAUGAAAAUUCGGUGGACAUGGUAGAAAAAUCCGUCCAACCACCGCAUGAGGUAAUUUCGGUGACGCCGCCGACGCAUCAUCUGCAACCCACGCGCCAACGAGUGAUCACGCGUCCAAAAAGCAAGAAACGAUCCAAUCCAGUCUUUUAUUCGUUGUACAUGCUGUGGAAACGAAUGAUUCGAUCGUAUAAGCAACCACCAAUUCAUCCAUUUCACCACACCAACCAACACGCGCGUCCCAAAGAUUUAAAUUACCUGCCAUAAAUGGCAACCCUUUUUUUUCGUGUACG
Radiomyces spectabilis is the source of this 568-nucleotide messenger RNA. RefSeq lists its product as uncharacterized. The record is from RefSeq and is a predicted model, not a curated record. The transcript has a single exon. Lineage: Eukaryota; Fungi; Mucoromycota; Mucoromycetes; Mucorales; Radiomycetaceae. The coding region runs from base 66 to 542 and encodes 158 amino acids.